Molecule: messenger RNA, 975 nt
Organism: Haemonchus placei
Lineage: Eukaryota; Metazoa; Nematoda; Chromadorea; Rhabditida; Trichostrongylidae
Source: the annotation of a GenBank genome assembly
AUGCGUGUGGCAAUUCUUAUCUGGUUGACUCUUCAAAACAGCAUUCACACGUUAUUAAUACGCUAUUCUCGAGCUCGGGAAGUCGAGCAUAUGUUCUUAUCAACAGUGGCCGUAUUUUUUACAGAAGUAAUGAAAUGUGUUGUCUGCCUCGGUAUUAUCCUCAAACAGGAGUCACCUUCGAAGUUUUUUGGAGUUCUAAUGGAUCAGGUGGUACGACAGCCGUACGAUACCUUGAAGGUCUGUAUUCCAGCGAUGGUUUACAUUGUGCAAAACAAUUUAUUCUACAUUGCUGCAUCACAUCUUGAUGCUGCUACUUUCAUGAUUACAUCUCAACUGAAAAUAUUCACGGCUGCAAUUUUCACGGUCAUCAUACUCAAGAGAUCGCUGACGCGGACACAAUGGAUAGCCUUGUUUGUUCUGUUUGUUGGAGUUUCUUUGGUGCAACUACAGUCAACAGGGAGUGAUUCGACCAACCUGGAUGGUCAACAGCCUUUAGUCGGGUUUCUGGCAGUAGUGAUCGCCUGCUGCCUUUCCGGUUUCGCUGGAAUAUACUUCGAAAAGAUUCUAAAAGGUUCAGCCCCCGUGUCUCUAUGGAUGCGCAAUGUACAGAUGUGUGUCUUUGCUAUCCCUGCUUCUUUUGCUGGUGUCAUGUGGCAGGAUGGAAGAGUGGUUAUGGAAAAUGGCUUGCUGUACGGGUUUGACUGGGUUGUGUGGCUGACGGUAUCAUGGUACUGUAUCGGAGGGCUUUCGGUGGCUGUCUGCAUCAAAUAUGCCGACAACAUUGCCAAGAAUUUCGCCACUUCUGUCGCCAUCAUACUAGCUACGAUCGGCUCGAUGGUGUUCUUCAAUUUCCAGCCUUCGGCCAUGUUCACAUUCGGAGCAGCACUGGUCAUAUUCAGCAUAUUCAUGUAUUCAUCGUCACAAUCUUUGUUGGCGGGUCUACGGCGAAUAGCGAAAACAGAUCUGUUUGUAUAG